CGUCUGGAGGAAUGGACAGAUACGAUGUCAGUCCUGCUGGUGACAAAAAGCGAGGUCUAGCCAUCAUCAUGACAAAUGAUUUUCACGGCACACUUUCUGACCUUCCAUUUGUAUGGGAGGAUGGAAUUAUGCUGUGGAAAAUGUUCGAACUUCUUGACUUUAAUGUCAUAUGGCAUGCAAAUCACAGUGCAAGAGAAAUGGUAAAUUCUCUCAAAGAGGAUGUUAAGUCAACCAACGAUGUAGGCAAACUGUUAGCUUGUUGCGUCUCAUCACAUGGACAGCAGUCAGUCGUACUUGGACAAGAUAAAGCUGCUCUUUGGAUCAAACGAAUGGUUGAUACCCUGGCAUCAGAGGAUACUGAAAUUAGCCGUAAGCUGAUGGCUUUCCAGGAAGACACAUCUGGGAGGAAAAUCAAGUUUGAUGUAACACAGGAUUUCUCCAGAAUAGCAAAACAUGCGGAUGUUUUACUCGGUUUCGCAGCCUACCAGGGAACAGUUUCAGUUGGUAUCUACAAAAAAGGAAGCUAUUAUAUAAAUGAGCUAACCAAGUACCUUCCAGCUCAUACUACAGAAGACAUCCAUGUGGUUCUUGCAGCCGUCUGCAAACGCGUGCAAAGUAUUGUGUUUGAUGGCUGUACAACCGAAGCCCAAUUACCAAUGGUUUUCAGCACUCUGACAAAGAUGUUGACUUUUUCCAAGUAUUGACAACAGAAGUUAUGAACAGCAAACGGCGAAAAAAGAAUGUCGAUUUGACUUACCGAUAACCACAGUGAACUAAUUUUUUGAUGUGUGUUU
This is a messenger RNA of Saccostrea cuccullata (small rock oyster), 794 nucleotides long. RefSeq names its product caspase-10-like. Lineage: Eukaryota; Metazoa; Mollusca; Bivalvia; Ostreida; Ostreidae. The transcript is spliced from 6 exons. Gene Ontology annotation, biological process: proteolysis. Bases 12 to 704 code for a protein of 230 amino acids. Gene Ontology annotation, molecular function: cysteine-type endopeptidase activity. The record is from RefSeq and is a predicted model, not a curated record.